AUGGAAAGCACACGGUCUCAGGAGGAGAAAGCCAUAUCCUCGCCCCCGGCCUUCACGUCGAUCUUCGGUGGUCACGCCGAGUCCGCGGAGGAGAUCGAUGCUGAUGCCGACAAUAGCCAGCUGAAGCCCCACAAUCGCAACAACGUAACAGCAACUUCGGCCAAGCUCGUGGGCAAAAGUGUCGCCCCUUUCCUCGCAAAGCACGUCCCCGACCAAUACGCCCCCCUGGGAUCGCAAAACAGAGAACCUGCCGCCUUGAGCAGCGCAAACUCCCGCUAUUGCUAUCGACAUCGCCCAGACCGUAAGUGUCGCCGGCAGGCCGACGAACCGACAAUGGAUAAAUUGCAACGGGAAUUGGAGUCGCUCCCUCAGAGUGAUCAGCAGGGCAUUGCGCAUGUCUGGUCGCUCUUCUCAGCCGCCCCAGCCAAGCACCGAAAACUCAUACUCCAGGGAAUCAUGGCUCAAUGCUGCUUCCCUCAACUCUCGUUCAUUUCCACCACCGUCCGUGACCUCAUCCGAAUCGACUUCAUUGCCGCUCUUCCUCCGGAGAUCUCUUUCAAAAUUCUGUGCUACCUGGACACCACUUCUCUUUGUAAAGCCGCACAGGUGUCGCGACGUUGGAGGGCGCUGGCCGACGACGAUGUGGUCUGGCAUCGCAUGUGCGAGCAACAUAUUCAUCGCAAGUGCAAGAAAUGUGGCUGGGGACUUCCUCUUCUGGAUCGGAAGAGGCUCCGUGAAUCGAAGCGCGAGAUUGAGCUUCGCGCCACGACCUGGGACGUCAACAGCCCGUCUCCGAAAGAGACUCCUGCGCUCCUUGAGGGCUCUUCGCCUGUCGCCGACAGCAGCGUUGGUACUAGUACAGGGAAACGAAAGCCUGAGCCAAACGAGGAAGAGACUGCUGUCGUCAAACGCCAUUGCCAGUCGCUAGCGAUGCGCCCAGAAGGAAGCGAAGAUUAUUUCAAAACCCGGUACAGACCUUGGAAGGAAGUCUACAAGGAUCGUUUUAAGGUGGGCACGAAUUGGAAGUACGGACGCUGUUCGAUCAGGAUCUUCAAGGGCCACACAAAUGGCGUGAUGUGCUUGCAAUUCGAGGACAACAUCCUGGCAACCGGAUCUUACGAUGCGACGAUCAAGAUCUGGGAUACCGAAACGGGCCAGGAAAUUCGCACGCUUCGGGGACACGAAUCGGGUAUUCGAUGCCUGCAAUUUGAUGACACGAAGUUGAUCAGCGGUAGUAUGGAUGGCAGCGUCAAAGUCUGGAACUGGCGCACUGGCGACUGCAUUUCCACGUAUACUGGUCAUCGUGGCGGAGUAAUCGGGCUGCACUUUGACGCUACUAUCCUCGCAUCCGCAUCUGUUGAUAAGACUGUGAAGAUCUGGAAUUUUGAGGACAAGUCAACUUGCCUCUUACGCGGACACACGGACUGGGUCAACGCGGUCCGGGUUGACACAGCCUCUCGCACGGUGUUCUCGGCGUCGGACGACUGCACGGUUCGGCUUUGGGAUUUGGAUACCAAGUCCUGCAUCCGGACGUUCCAUGGCCAUGUGGGACAAGUUCAACAGGUGGUCCCUCUUCCCCGGGAAUUUGAAUUCGAAGAGCAUGACGUGGAAUGUGAGAACGACAACCUUAGCACUGUCUCUGGUGACACCGAGCCGGCAUCUCUUCAGGCCACCCUUGGCCUCGAGUCCAAUGCAGUUAUCUCGCAGAAUUCACCAUUUGGUCCUUCUUUCGAGUCUGGUCGGACAGCACCGCCGCGCUACAUUGUUACUAGCGCUUUGGACUCGACAAUCCGUUUGUGGGAGACCAGCACCGGCCGGUGCCUGCGUACGUUCUUCGGCCAUUUGGAGGGUGUCUGGGCUUUGGCAGCGGACACACUGCGUAUUGUUUCUGGGGCUGAAGACCGGAUGAUCAAGAUCUGGGAUCCGCGAACCGGGAAGUGCGAGCGCACGUUCACCGGCCACUCUGGCCCUGUCACCUGCAUUGGUCUUGGUGACAGUCGGUUUGCUACUGGAAGCGAGGAUUGCGAAGUGCGCAUGUACAGCUUCCAGAGCUGA
Molecule: messenger RNA, 2055 nt
Organism: Aspergillus luchuensis
Lineage: Eukaryota; Fungi; Ascomycota; Eurotiomycetes; Eurotiales; Aspergillaceae
Product: F-box/WD repeat-containing protein
Exons: 2
Coding region: 1-2055 (684 amino acids)
Molecular function (GO): protein binding
Source: RefSeq, a predicted model, not a curated record